AUGCGGCGGAGCCUUCGCCCCGCAGCCGGGCCCUCGCUGGCGCUCCUCGCGCUGCUGUACGGACCCCUGCCCGGAGCUCUGCCCUCCAAAGUCCCCGCACACGGUGAGCCCGGCGUCCCCCCUGGUUCCCGUGGGUGCGGCAGCGGGCGCUUGGGCAGGGCAGAUUCCCUCACGCGUUGAGGGCCUUGGGCGGAAGUGCGCCUGCGCGCGGAGCCCCCCUCCGAACUACGACUCCCGGCAGCCUCCAGUGCGACGGACGCGGAGUGCGUAAGGGGCAUGCCAAGGAGAGUCGCGCACGUGGAGGGAUGCCUCCUGGCGUCGUGGAAUCCUCAGCUGUUUCUUCCCGGACAGCUCUUCCUUCUACUCUCCCGAUUACUGGGAUCUCUUCCCAAGUUAAGCGGCCCUCGGUUUGCCGCUCUGCCUGGCUGCUGUUUUUCCUGGAGGUCGAAGCACGUGGAUCUAAUGUUAGGAAAAGAAGGCCGCGAAAACUCUACCCUUUUUCCUUCCUUCUGCUCCUGUCAAACGGCGCUUGAUGCUGUACGUGGUGGAGUUUAAGUCAAAGGGGGAAAACGCCCAAACCUGUUUGGAAGCGCACACGACGCGAAAGUGGAUUUAAUUCGAGUAAUUCCCCCAUUUAGUAAUUUUCUGAAUUUUUGUUGUUGUUUAGUCGUUUAGUCGAGUCCAACUCUUCAUGACCCCCUGGACCAGAGCAUGCCAGGCACCCCUGUCUUCCACUGCCUCCCGCAGUUUGGUCAAACUUAUGCUGGUAGCUUCGAGAACACUAUCCAACCAUCUCGUCCUCUGUCGUCCCCUUCUCCUUGUGCCCUCCAUCUUUCCUUGUGCCCUCCAUCUUUUCCAGAGCAUCUUCUCUUCUCAUGGGGUGGCCAAAGUAUUGGCACCUCAGCUUCAGGAUCUGUCCUUCCAGUGAGCACUCAGGGCUGAUUUCCUUAAGAAUGGAUAGGUUUGAUCUUGCAGUCCAUGGGACUCUCAAGAGUCUCCUCCAGCACCAUAAUUCAGAAGCAUCAAUUCUUUGGCGAUCAGCCUUCUUUAUGGUCCAGCUCUCACUUCCAUACAUCACUACUGGGAAAACCAUAGCUUUUACUAUACGGAUCUUUGUCGGCAAGGUGAUGUCUCUAUUUUCUGAAUUACCAUGUAACAAUGCCACAGGCGCACGGUCGGUGUCAAUCUCUGCCCCUAAAGUUCAUAUGAUUGCAACAUUCCUUUUCUAAGCUCUGGAAGAAAGGAGGUUUUGUUAGGUUGUCAGUGCUGCUUUGGGGCGGAAACGGUGUAAGAUGUCACUUUCAGCAAUUUAAGAAUACACGUGAAGUGUACCAGUUCAAGCAAUAUUGGCUUGAAAUUUAAUCAGCUUUGUAAGCAUAUCUGACCUGUUCAGUAAGGCUGCUGUGCCCUUUUAGAAGCAAGCCACAUAGGCCAUUAAAUCGAUUUCCAUAAUUCAUAAUAAUGGAAAAGUUUUAAGAAGAAUUGCCUUUCCAAAAGCCUUUUAUGUUCAGUUGUUGUUGUUUUAAUGUAAUGCUGUGUAAUCAUGUGAAGAAGAAGAAAAACAAGUUCUAGUUUUAAUCUUGUAAACUAGAUCUUGAGCAUAGAUGAGAUUGCGAUAUUUCCAGGUGGGAAUUCUGAUUCAAGUUUUUGCAGGGUGCUGUCGCACAGACAAAUUGAAAUGAGAUCUGCCCCUUCACCUCUGUUUAGACUUUGUUUCUCCUUUGUCAUUUUGUUGCAGCAAUAGAGAAACAGGCCUGGAUCUGCUCUGGGACUUUUCAUACUGUAUUUUUAUUUUUAUUUAAUUCUUUUUGCAGGAUUGUGAAACGCUUUAUCAGAUUUUAGUUUAGUCUGAGUUUUUUAUCUAGACCAGUGGUUCCCAAUCAGGGGUCUGGGGACCUCUGGGGGUCUGUGAAAUGCCCCCAUGGGGUCCACAGCCCAUCCCCACUAAUUUUUUACAUGGUAAUAUCACAGUUUUUAUAGUCUGUGUUUUUUUUGUAUACCUUUGCUUAUUUUUUAAUAUACCUUUGCUUGUUAGGGGCUACCCUAAAAAAUUGCUUUGCAGAGGUAAUUAUCAUAGAGUUAUCAAAAUUUUCAAAAGCAGGGGGUCUGUGGCUUGGCUUUUGAAAAAUAGGAGAUUCUCAGUAAUUAGCUAAUCGGGAACCACUGAUUUAGACUUUAUCCCACAUUACAGUAAUAAUUUACAUCAAGUGUUUUGUUUUGUAAUGAAAAGUACUCAACUUGUUGAGUUGUACUGUUAUCUUUUCCCUUUCCUGUGUCUUUUUUAUGUGUGUGUGUGUGUCUUUUAUGUACUGUUAUAAGAAUUCUAAGGUUCAUAAAUAAAAUGUGUGUUCGUAAGUGCACAAGGUAAACACUCAUACAUAAGUACCUAAGCUACAUGUCUGAAAUAGUACAGGAGAGCAAUCCUGAAGCCAUCUUGACUCUUAAUGACCCCAGCUAUUUCCUCUGCAGAAGAAAAUACAGUUGUACCUCGGGUUACAUACGCUUCAGGUUACAGACUCCGCUAACCCAGAAAUAGUGCUUCAGGAUAGUGCUUCAGAACUUUGCUUCAGGAUGAGAACAGAAAUCGUGCUCCAGCAGCAUGGCAGCAGCAGGAGGCCCCAUUAGCUAAAGUGGUGCUUCAGGUUAAGAACAAUUUCAGGUUAAGUACGGACCUCUGGAACGAAUUAAGUACUUAACCCGAGGUACCACUGUAUCAUGGAAAAACCUCUCCCAAUAGUUCUUUUAACUUACAGGUCCUUCAAAUCCAAUCAAAAGAGCACAUUUUGUGUAUGAAUAUGGGAGGUCUGUGGCCAUGAUUUCAGAAACUAGGUUAUUUACCAUUUCAAGAGGAUGGCUCAAACUAGCCAGAAUAAGGCAGUCAGCACACAUUAGGUAUCUUGACAAACAGGAGACAAGCCACACCCUCAAAUUUCUGUUGUAGACUGCCUCUUUCCAUGAUGCUUGUGUGAUGCUUUUGGGUGGUCUUUGAAUAAGGGGCUGGGCAAUUUCUAAGUCUUCAAAAGCUAUUAUACACUGGUGUGGGCCCUUCUCACCUCCUUGCAAGGGAGGGAGGACUCUGGUGCAACAGGAAAAUAAAGAUCUGCUUUGCUUUGACUGGUUCCUGCCUCCAUCCAUUCUUCUGUGACCGAUAACUGUCUUAAGGGACACUGAAUCCCUUGAUGGAGAGUUGGGCUGCAAAAGCCAACCCCAAUUUUUUCUAUAACAAUAGCUUCCAUAAUAUCUCUUAAAAAUUGUAAUGUUUUGUACUCGUUUGUUUCUGUUCAUAAAUGUGUGCCUUUUGUAGUAAAAAGAAGAGGAAGAAACAUUUGUGCAAAUGGAGCCUUUCCCUUAACUUGAAUUGCCUUCUGGGUGAAAUUUUCAGGGAACAGUGGCAGCUGAGGUGGGAAAACUUAACAAUCCUCUCUUUCCCAUGUGCUGCCACCCCCACCCCAUUUAGAGAAAAAGGUCCCAUACACAACAACUGGAACCUUUUCCUGAAGCUAAAUUGCUGUGAGGAGCAGUUGGGAGGGAAAGGUUAAUCACCUCUGCCCCCCACCCAAAGAAAAAACAUUGCCAGGAGUCUGAGCAGCAAUUCAGCUUAGGAAAUAAAACUCCUUUGUAAGGAAGAGCAGGAUAUAAUUUUAAUAAAAUUGUAUACACACACACAUUCCAUUUGUGUGACUCUGACUUUUUCUCUUAAGCUUGAAUGCAUCUGGGGAGGGAAGAGGAAGGAGAGAAGGGGAUGCAUUUAAAUUACUGGGUGGAUGAAUGUGAAUGAAAUUUGUAUGCUACUCUGGUCCCAGUCACAUUGACCUCUUAUGUUUUGGCUUCUGUUAUAUGUUUGGCCACCAUCCUGGAGGCAUGCACUCCGUUAACCUCAAUCAAACAAGUUGGUGUGUUCUUUUAGGCCGGCAUCUGACAAUAAGAUUAUUUAAUGAUUCACAGAAGCCUUCAUGCUUGCAUAAUCUCCAACGGAAAGCAAUCUGAUAACAGAACUGUGUCAGAUUGCACGGUUGAAACAAUGGCUAUAUUGUAUUGUUGCUGAAUGCCUGCUGUGUUUUACACUGAAAUACCAGUACAACUUUUUUAUUUUUAGAAUGCGGAAGAAGGCCUCUUGUGGAUGAGACAGCAGAAGGAUCUCGGAUUAUAGGUGGACAUGAUGCUCAGCUUGGGGCUUGGCCAUGGCAAGUUAGUCUACAAGCUCAACCUGCUCCUGGAGAAUCUUUUUACCAUAUAUGUGGUGGAUCUUUAAUUAAUAGCAACUCAGUGCUGACAGCAGCACACUGCAUUAAAGUAAAUAUGUAUGUAUUUUUUUUGUUCUGAAUCUUUUUCUGUCAGUUUUGUGCUUGAGGGACAUGUAUUGGUCUCUACCCACAAGGGGGGAUCUGGAAAAAAAAAGUUUUAGUACUGUAUAUUGCCAACCCUUAACAGGGGUGUUUUGGUUCAUGUGUCUUCAGCUAGCCUAAUUGAACCAUACCAGAGCAGGAGCCCUAUAACGUUGGCCAUGGCUCAGGGGAAAGAGGAGGGAGAAAAGGAAGAGGGGAAGAUUUCAGUUUUUCCUACCAUUCUGAAACCUUUCCCCAUUAUGCCAUAUAAUACAGUGGUGCCCCGCAAGACGAAUGCCUCGUAAGACGAAAAACUCGCUAGACGAAAGGGUUUUGCGUUUUUUGAGUUGUUCUGCAAGACGAAUUUCCCUAUGGGCUUGCUUCGCAAGAUGAAACGUCUUGCGAGUUCUUGCGAGUUUGUUUCCUUUUUCUUAAAGCCGCUAAGCCGUUAAUAGCCGCUAAGCCGUUAAUAGCCGCUAAUAGCCGUGCUUCGCAAGACAAAAAAACCGCAAGACGAAGAAACUCGCAGAACGGAUUAAUUUCGUCUUGCGAGGCACCACUGUACUGUGGUUUUCAAGUUCAGGGCUGGUUGCCAGACAUAAAUCUGAACACUUAAUUUAAUCCAAUCCGUGCAAUACUUCUGUAGGACAGUCUUUACUGAUGACAAUUUCCAUGUGGUUGCUAUAGAAUACAUAGCUUGUCAAAAAAAAAAGUUGGGUAGAUAGAACCUGCAGGCUGGCAUAUGUCCAUGGAAACCUUCUUUCCAAAAUAGCCACCAGCCAUCCUCCUGAAGCACUUAUUUCAUGAACCAUAACAUCUACAUAACAGUUAUGUACUUAAGUUUUGGUUGUUUCCUUAAUAGCUCAUAUAGUAUUGUAUAAUAAUGCAGUCUUAUUAAAGUAAUAUAAUUAUGCUAAUAAUACUCAAAAUAGGUACAAAAGAAGUGGAGAUGUGUAUCUCAAACUCUGAGUCCCCAAAAAUGAUAUAUCCACACUCCAGGAGAAUCAUCUGCAAGAUGGACUGGAAUGUCACUUUACUAUAGUUAUUUUUACACAUUUACCUGUUUUUAAUUAUAUGAUUAUGUUGUUACCCACUCUGGGACUUUAUGGUGAAGGGUAAGAAAACUGGGUGGGGAGGGCAGCACAGGAAAGGAGUGUUUGUUUGUUUGUUUGUUUGUUUGUUUGUUUGUAGCUCAUGGUGCCUAUCUCCCAACUCUAACGAUCACUUACAGUAUACUUUUAAAUGUUAGGGGCUUAAUCAGGCCAUCUUGCCCUCUGAAUUGACAUCUUCACCAUUCGACAGCUGAAUUAGCCUCAACGAUAGAUCAGAUUUCUAAACUCACACUAUCUGCCCAACAUCCAUUUAUUGAAGGUUCUUUUCUCUCUCUCGUGAGGUGGGAGUGUAAGUUGCCCAGCAGGCUAUUUUUAUGUACUUGUUUUGUUUUUUUAAUAUCCCUGUUUCACUCCCGAACUUAACCACUGAGUUCACUAUUAGACAGAACAAGCAAGAAACAAAAAGCUGCAGUGUAUCCUCAGUCCCUAAAAGGCCUCCUCCUGUUCAAGGUUCUAUCCAGCUUGGAAUAAAAACCUUAUAGCCCUUUUCAGGUCUGGCUGGUAGAAGGGGGGAGUUUUCAGGAGGGAGGGGCCCCCUCAUCUCCCAACCUAUCUGCUGCGUUAAAAGGGUCAAGUGUAGGGAAAAACCUGUCUGAGAGAGCCACUAUGAAUCACAAUAAGCACAAUACUGAUCUAGGUGGACAAAUAGAUUGAUGGUGUAUGGCAGCUUAAUUUCUUUCUAUAGCACUCUGAUCCCAUAAUUAUAAUGACAUACCUACACAUUUCCCUCAUUGGUAUUUGCAUGCACAGGGAAGGCAGAAAUCAUUUAGCGUUACUUGAAGCUUGUCCCAAACCCAUUUGGUCUUGAACAUGCCAAUUCCUUCUUUUCCCCACCUCAGGUUUUCUUUUUUCUUUUCCUUCUCAGCUAAGAUGUUAAGAUUCUGUUAGGCCCCAAAAUUCAGAUUCAUGUCAGGCUUUUGCUUCUUUGUCUUUGUAAAUAUAUAUUUUUUAUUUAAUUUAAAUACUGCAGAUCUAGGAAGUCCCCGAAUAUGCAGAAAUAAUCCGCUUAUUUUUGAGUGGCACCAAUUCCAUUCCACACAGAUGGGCCCUCAAUAGCCCAAGUUCUAGAGAAAAAAUAAUGAAUUGCUGUGUCAGCCCAUAUAGGAAUAGUAUCAUACUGUGAGGGUAUAGGCUAAAUUUUCGAUAUGUGCCAUUUUCACAGAUCUGCGACACAGCAGAAUCACAGAAAGGCUGUCUAGGUGCAGUCUGUAUGCUUCUGUGACAUCAGAAGCCAGUGUCAGUCCUUUAAAUAACCGUCAAAGCAGGAAGGCAUUUUCAUUUCUGGGAGAAAGUUGAACAGUUUUUGGGGGGAGUGGUGCCUUACUAAAAACAAUUUUCUCCUACUACUUCAAGCAGAGCAUAGCUGCUGUCAUUGGUUGUUUUGUGGGUCGCCGUGACGCUCCAAAAUGCCCUGACAGGAAUGACAUUCUGUUAUGAUCUUGUAGUGGUGUUUCAACUGUAGUAUUGGGGAAUAUGGCUUAUUUGGCUACUGAUUGUAGCAGCUGUACACCACAUGAAGCAGCUGCCCCCACCUAAACAAAUUGCCCUCCUUUGGCCUACCUCCCCCACCCCACAUUGGCCUCCAGAUCAGAAUCUAGCCCACCUUAAAAAGCCACUGUUAACCUCAUAGUUGGAUACUUAAUUGAUUUUCUAUCACAGCUACGCUCAUUUAGGAUUCAAUACCUAGAGGAGAGGGGACGCAGGUGGCGCUGUGGGUAAAACCUCAGUGCCUAGGACUUGCCGAUCGCAUGGUCGGCGGUUUGAAUCCCCACGGCGGGGUGAGCUCCCGUUGUUCGGUCCCAGCUCCUGCCCACCUAGCAGUUCGAAAGCACCCCCAAGUGCAAGUAGAUAAAUAGGUACCGCUUUAUAGCGGGAAGGUAACGGCGUUUCCGUGCGCUGCGCUGGUGCUGGCUCACCAGAGCAGCUUCGUCACGCUGGCCACGUGACCCGGAAGUGUCUUCGGACAGCGCUGGCUCCCGGCCUCUUAAGCGAGAUGAACACGCAACCCCAGAGUCGGACACGACUGGCCCGUACAGGCAGGGGUACCUUUACCUUUACCUAGAAGAGAGCUUUCCAAACUGUGUGCCGCGACAAAUUAAUGUGCUGGCUGCAGUGUGUAGGUGUGUUGCAGGGGAGCGGGUGGCGCAGUAGUCUAAACCACUGAGCCUCUUGGGCUUGCCGAUUGGAAGGGUGGUGGUUCAAAUCCGCAGUGGUUUGAAUCCGCGUGACGGGGUGCGGUCCCAUCGCUCUGUCCCAGCUUCUGCCAACCUAUCAGUUUGAAAGCACACCAGCGCAAGUAGAUAGUUAUUGGAAUUUUUCAACAUAAAUGUGCCAUUUUAACCCUCAGCCAUGCAUGCUGAUGUAACGUGUAACAGCUGAGAAUGGGGAUGCUAUGAAGGGCACUUUUUCUUCAUUUAAAAGCAUUUCUAAAUUGCUUAAUAUUCUAAAAACCUAAGUGGCAUGCAACACAAAAACAAUAUCUGUAUCAUCAACAUACUUUGGUGACCAAGAGCAACGGAAUUGCAGGGGCCGGAGAACCAGCAAAAUGAAAAGUACAUGUAGAUCAGAGCCCAUCAGUGGUGCACUUUGCAUGUCAACCAAAUAUAUGAAAAAGUCACACACACACCCCAACGAACUUUUUUUGGAUGUAUCAUCAGUAGGCUUUGCAGGAGAGCAGCCGUGUUAGCCUCUUGCAGGAGAAACAGUAAGCAUUGAGGCACCUUAAAGACUUCACAAGUGUUACUGGCAUAAGCUUUCAUUGACUCUGGCUCAUUUCUACAGAUAGUGGAGCUGGUGGCUGUGUGAUCUAAAUCACUGAGCCUCUUGGGCUUUCCGACUGGAAAGUUGGCGGUUCAAAUCCACGUGACAGGGUGAGCACCCAUUGCUCUGUCCUGCCUUCUGCCAACCUAGCAGUUCAAAAGCAUGCCAGUGCAAGUAGAUAAAUAGGUACCGCUGUGUAAAGGUAAAAAGUGUUUCUAUGCACUCUGGCACUCAUUAUGGUCCUCCAUGUGCCAGUAGCGGUUUAGUCAUGCUGGCCAAAUGACCCAGAAAGCAGUCUGGACAAAUGCUGGCUCUCUAGGCCUGAUGCAAGAUGAGCAUCACAACCCCGUAGUUGCCUUUGACUGGGCUUAAGUAGGGGCUGGAAAGGGUUAGCUUAACCUCCAGUGUGCUAGUAAAACUGAAUUACUGUGUCGUGAAAUGAUGCUUGUCCAAAAAGUGUGCCACCAACUUGAAAAGUUUGAAAAGCACUGAGCUAAAAGUUCCAGUAGGAUUUCUCAGCAAAAGGAUUUUCACCAUAGGUUCAGGUUUUAAAAGAGCCGCAUAUCAUGAAACUUGUACCAUUGUAGAGUACAAAUGACACUUAUCUUUUCUCUCUGUAUGGCUUCCAUGAUUCACUAUGGCAUGUCCAAGGGAUUGUUUACUUUGAGCAACAGGUGUAUAUACUGAUGCAUAAACUGCUUAUGCAGCUCUUCCCAUUCAAAAGUGCUCUGGUAUAGUUUCUACUCAAAAGUUCUAGUGUCAAAUGCAAAAUUAUCUGUGCAGUUCUUUGCAUCGAUGGACGAUCUUUCAAUUACCUCCUAUUUUUCUUGUCUUUUUUGCACUUUAUUUUUGAUUCUGAAUAGAAUUUCCGAAUAAAUUUCCAUAAAACUAAUAUACUAUUUAAAUGACAGAAAAAGCAAAACUCAUAGGCUAGCUUUUAUGAAGAGUGAGCCAUGACAAGAUUCCAAGUUCAUAGUUUGAGUAGAGUUCCUGAAGGGGAAUGAUUGCAUGUAUGUUGACCCGGUUUUGCUGUUGCUCUCAAAUUUUAAAGUCUGAAAUGGGAACUUCUGCACUAAUUAUUUACUCUAGAAGGGAUUUUAUUCUGUCCUAGGAGUCCAGAAUCUUGGAGGGCAGUGAUUGGCUUGCAUCAUCUGUAUAAACCCCACUCUCGUACUGUAAUACAGAAGGUCAGCACUAUCACAAUCCAUUCUGACUUUGAAUGGGGCACCUUUGAAAAUGAUGUUGCCUUGUUUCAACUUGCCAAGUCUGUCAAGUACAAUGACUAUAUUCAGCCCAUCUGCUUACCUGACACUCCUCCUCUCCUGUCUCAUGAGACCUCGUGUUACAUAAGUGGAUGGGGAAGCACAUAUGAACAUGGUAAAUCUUUUAUUUUUCCUUUAAACUUUUGUUACUAGUGAGAAUUAAGUUAUCUCCAGCUGCAUACUUAGCUGGAAAGUAAGUCCCAUUGAAGCAGUUCAACUUAUUUCAUACAUGGGGAGAACAUGGAUCUUCAGAUCAGUGGCACUGCCAUGAGCACAUACAUAGCUCCAUAGUAUGGCAACCUUUUCCUGGCUGACUUAGAACACUUUCGGAUUUCCCCAAAAGCUUUUCCUGUACCUACGGGUGCUUCUGGAUUGCUGUUAUUGCAGGAUCAGUGUUCUUCAUGUCUGCAAGUAUUUUGUAGGUUCCUCUGGAUGUCAUUAUCCCAAUGGCAGCUUGUAUUUUCCUCAUUUAAUCCAGAUUUCUAGUAUUUCUAAGUGGAAUCUGAGGAUAAAGGCACAAUACAUGACUCAAUAUAUAAUGAGUCAUUUUUGUGGCAAGGAGGAGUAGAUGCUGGUCUAUUCUACAAAAAAAUAUGCCAGUUAUUCAGAUACUCAAUUACUCUGGCUUUUGCUCUGACCAAACCUGUGCAAACAUCAUAAUUCUCAUAUUGUGCACCAAACUAACCUGGCUAAUUUGUAAACCUGGCUAAUUUGUAAACUGUUUGAACUACCAUGCAUAAUAUAGUGAUAGCCAUAAUAAAAUCUUUAUAAUAUGUAUAGCAGUUCAAACAGUUUACAACUGGCCAAAGCAAAUAAUGUGACACUGAAUCUACUGAAUUUACAUCUGUUUGCCAAGCCAUAAUGACAUCUUAUUGCACAGUAGACACUACUAGUAACACUCUCAGCGGUGGGAUCUAAAUUCAAUGUACUAUCUUUACACAUAGCCACACUCAUUAAACAAUUGCACUACUGGAAAAAUGAAAAGAAAAUUGAGUUCUGCAUUAGUUUCUUAAAAGUACACACCGUAACUCUUGAACCUUAGUUUAGCAACUAAUGUAGAUUAUGCAUGGAGAAUGGGGGUCUGGUGCAGUAGGCUUAAGAAAGAUGUACUGACCCAAGAGCUACUAAUAUCCCUGUUGUCCUGUACAUUCUAGAUUAUUAAACAACAAAUUAGCAUACUUCCACCUUUGUCUUGUGUUUUCAUUAUAGGCAAAGCUGUACGUAUAUUACAAGAAGCUCGAGUCAACAUUAUUCCACAGCAAAUCUGUAACAAAUUUGAUUGGUAUGCUGGGGCAGUAUCAUUGAAUAUGCUUUGUGCUGGUACUGAAAACGGGAGUGUCGAUAGCUGCCAGGUAAAAUUCCAUUUGAAAAACAUUGGCGAAACCUCCAGCCAUGUGGUUGCUAAGUCAAACUUUACUACCUGGUAGUAACACAAUUAUAUGUCAGUGUAACACCAUAGUCAGUUCCAGAAACAUACAAAUUUGUUCAUGUUCAUGUGCUAAAACAUUUAUUAUUUACAAUAGUGCAUAAGUAUCCCUUAUACACUGAACAAAAAUAAUAAAAAGUUCCCCCUUGCAAGUACACACUUGAAAAGACAAAAGGAGAAUUGGAGAAAAAGUGGAACUAGGGUUGCCAUAUUUCAAAAAGUAAAAGCCAGGACACCAUGAAAGUUGUUGAGGCUUUUUUAGGAAGACACCCCACCCCCCAAAUGAGCUUUUAAAAAGGAAAACCCAGAAAUUGUUGCACUUUUUAAAAGACAAGCCCCAAAGUUGUUUUGUUGAGCUUUUUGUGUGUGACAAAAACACCAAAAGAAUUGUGAUUUUUCAUAUGGCAGCCCUAGUGGAACUAGAUUUCUAAUACAGAUUUCAAGGAAUGUGCAAAUCUGGGCAUACUUCCAGCUGAAGUAAAAAAGCCUUCACCGUGAUUUUUAAUAACUUGUUUACCUCAGUAAAGACUGCUAAGGGGUGGGGUAGGGGAUAAAAGCGGAGGAACUUUAUAGAAUAGUCAGAGUGUGUUCAUUUUCUUCCAUUCAGAACACUUGGACCACAUUAUUUGCUUUCAAAAUAAGAGAGUGAGGAAUGUUCUUCUCAACACCUGUGUACAUAAUGCCUUGUUACGAGAGCAAAAACUGGAUGGAGCGCCAUGCGCACUUCAAUGCGUAGAGUAAAUUUCUCAUCAGGCUUACUGAGCUUGUAGCUGGAAUUCCCAGAAUAGGCAUUACCAAUUUUUUGUAAGUGACAUAGUUAUGGUUAGUGCUGUUCCACAAAGUCCAGCUUUCCCACAUCCAUCUUUCCUAGCAAUCUAUUUUUCUUUUGAUAACUUUUGUUUAUAGUUACUUAUUAGUAGCAUUUAGUCUGUCGCUCAACACUGCCAAAGCUCUCUGGGAGGCUUACAUGGAAGGCAUAGCUCAGACUUACUGAAUUCUAUCCAGUGCUGUGUGAGUAGAGUUCCACUCACAAACAGGACUUCCACUUCCUCUCCUCCCCUGCAAUGCCCAAAAUCGGUUUGGUUUUUCAACCCUCCAGAACUGUUUCUGAGGGUGCACAUGGAAGGGAGAGGAAGUUCCACUGUGUGCAUGGAAGCCUAUUGCACCCGUAAAGCUCCAGCAUUAGAUACAGCUCCUACUAUCAUAAUUUCUAUGCACGCUACAUCUCCAGAAUACCUUCAGCAGCACUCAAGUUGUCUUCUUUAUUUUUUAUCCUCCAGGGAGACAGUGGUGGUCCUCUGAUGUGUUCUUUCCUAGAUGACAAGUAUUAUCUGGUAGGAAUCACCAGCAGUGGUGUUGGUUGUGGCCGACCACAAUUACCGGGAAUCUAUAUCCGUGCAGCAAAUUACAGAAGUUGGAUUGAUUCACAUGUAUCUGACAACAAAACCACCACUGUGAGCAUUCAGUUUGUCCUGAUCUUUUCAACUGCUGGAUGGGUAACUUUCCACCUCAUUUUCUAA
This is a messenger RNA of Podarcis lilfordi (Lilford's wall lizard), 12405 nucleotides long. Lineage: Eukaryota; Metazoa; Chordata; Lepidosauria; Squamata; Lacertidae. The record is from the annotation of a GenBank genome assembly.